Molecule: messenger RNA, 1886 nt
Organism: Malaya genurostris
Lineage: Eukaryota; Metazoa; Arthropoda; Insecta; Diptera; Culicidae
Product: SET and MYND domain-containing protein 4-like
Exons: 3
Coding region: 117-1886 (589 amino acids)
Molecular function (GO): protein binding
Source: RefSeq, a predicted model, not a curated record
CUAUGAGGAAAAACCGGAAAUACGAAAACGUUGCGCUCUUCAAACCAUAUUCGUACCUUUCGUGCAUUUAGCUCGAUUUUCCAUUUCCAUGCAUAUUGUACUACAAAAAAUUUACGAUGGACGCCAGCGAUUUAUAUUCAAAAUUUUGGAAAAAGAUUGUGUUCAAUGGCAAAGCUGAACAAGUAACAAAAGGUUUGAAAGUAUGUCGCACUGAUAGUGAAACUAUUGCCUAUGUGCGUCAAUUAUUAGAUGAUUCAGGUUUGCUGCAACAGAUUCAAUUUAUAGUAGAUGAGAAAAACGAGACUAAAGCAAUAGAAUGUAGAAAACGCGGUAACGAGAACUUUCAUCCGAGAAUAAAGAAAUACAUCGCUGCGAUUGAAUGUUACAACGAAAGCAUCGCAUUGUCAAAUGGGGGUUCAAAGAACUUGGCCAUAGCUUAUGCUAACCGUUCAGCGGUGUGCUUUGAAUUAAAGGAAUAUAACGCCUGCUUGGAAAACAUUCGCUUGGUCCUGCAGAAUCCGUAUCCAGAACGCUUGAUACCGAAAUUGUUGCAGAGAAAGCAGUGCUGCUUAGAGAUGAUUAACAAUAAUCAUCGUCCCGCACAUUUCGACAUGAUUUUGUGCGAACCAAAAUUAUGCAGCAAACCAAAUCCUAAAAUACCAUUUAUCUCUGAUUGCCUGGAAUUGGAGAAGAAUGACAGGUUUGGUCGACACUUGGUGACGAAUAAAAAGUUAAAUCCAGGAGAUUUUGUCGUAAUCGAAAAACCAUUUUCCAAAAUGCUGUUACCCAACCUUCGCUACAUGAACUGCGAUUAUUGUCUUGAAGAUAAAUUUCUCAUUUUAAUACCAUGCCAUCAUUGUUCGAUUACGAUGUUUUGUUCGGAGAUGUGUCAGCAAAAGGCGUACCAAAGCUACCAUCGUAUAGAAUGUCCAAUUAUAAAGCAUUUGCAUAAGUUAUUUCCCCUAAAGGUUUUGGUACCAUUAAGAACUACUAUAAUGGCCAUAAGCAGUUUCGACUAUGAUCUGCAAGAUUUAUUGGAACAUGUGGAAACACUAGGGGAAUCCUCUCUGAAUUCAUUUGACUUAGAUUGGACAAAGUUGCAAGCUAAGCAGGUUUACAGUACGAUUCAUAUGCUAGCUACAAACCAAAACCUACGCACUCCGAAUGAAAUGAUCCAGCUAACUGUCUUGUGUAUUGCCACGAGCGAAGUGCUGCUGAACUAUACUCCAUUGAGAAGUUUUUGCGGAAACAUUGAGUCUCACCGUGAUCUUAUACGAAUUAUUUUGUUUCGUCAUCUACAAAUUUCCAGUGUGAAUUCGUGCUCUAUAAAUCGUGUAAAUUAUUACCCGCAUGGAACAGAACGAUUUAAAGAAAAUUAUAUUGGAGGUGGUUUAUUUCCAAUAUUAAGCAUGCUCAACAACUCAUGUGCACCAAAUAUAACACGGAUACCACUGCCGAACGGACGAAUUGCAGCCAUAGUUUUGCGACCGAUUGAUAAAGAUGGUCAACUGUUCUGCUGUUACGGGUACCACCACCUCCAUAACACAUUAUUUGAUCGACAUCCCGCACUUUAUUUGAAAUAUCACUUCAAAUGUCGAUGCGAAGCAUGCCAAUAUGAUUAUCCUCUGCGCGAGAACUUGAAGCAUAUCGCACUGCCGUCAUAUUUUGAUAUUGACAGCAGGGAAUGGAUUGUUAAUUAUCGCAACCGUAAUAUAGCGGAAGCCUUGAAAAAUUUUAGGAAACACUGCAAAUUCUUGAAAGAUUACGACUGCAAGUAUCCCAACUAUGAGGUUUGUGUUAGCCAUGGUGAUUUUAUACAAUGCUUGAACAUGAUUUACUCUCCUCAUUCCCAAUAUAUUAAAUAUCAGGGACUGUGUUACUUUUAA